AUGUACGUCCAUUCACCUUCAGUAUCCGUACAAUUGGAUGAGGUCACGGUUGAUGACGAGGAGUCGAAGCAAAUGAGUGAGUUGAAUGAGAGAGUGAAAUUGGAAAGUGAAAAAGUCGCAUCGAUGAAAGACGAGAACAUCGUUUUGCAGCGAAAUCUUCUCACAAAUAGAGAAGAGCUGGAAACGUGGAAGAGUAAACUGGAGCGAAUUGAUGAUGAAGACUUGUAUCAGUUUAGCGAUGAGCAACGCAAUGCGAUUCUGAUUGAGACGAGACGAUUGAAAAAUUUGAACACAAAUAUCAAAAAGAGAAUACGAGAAAUACAAAAG
Molecule: messenger RNA, 327 nt
Organism: Anisakis simplex (herring worm)
Lineage: Eukaryota; Metazoa; Nematoda; Chromadorea; Rhabditida; Anisakidae
Source: the annotation of a GenBank genome assembly